Messenger RNA from Carassius gibelio (silver crucian carp), 4507 nucleotides. Its product is annotated as homeobox protein Hox-D10a-like. The transcript has 2 exons. Bases 2918 to 3913 code for a protein of 331 amino acids. The record is from RefSeq and is a predicted model, not a curated record. Gene Ontology annotation, cellular component: nucleus. Gene Ontology annotation, biological process: regulation of transcription by RNA polymerase II. Gene Ontology annotation, molecular function: RNA polymerase II cis-regulatory region sequence-specific DNA binding; DNA-binding transcription factor activity, RNA polymerase II-specific. Lineage: Eukaryota; Metazoa; Chordata; Actinopteri; Cypriniformes; Cyprinidae.
AAAUGUAAAAAUUCGAAUGAAAUCUUGCAUUUGAACUUCCUUAAUGUCAAGGUCGUCACCCUUAACCUUUUUGAAUAAGUAAAGGCGAAUUUGUUUAGGCUUCUCCUUGAAAAACUACGCCCUCUCAGAGGCGCCGCAGUGCACCACGGCCCAAUAUGGCUGCUGCAUCCACUCACACUGACCUGCCUUCAGAGGCCUCCAUACAGUUACCUUUGGGCUAGGUUAAAUUGCUUGGUGAUAUGCUUUAAAAUAAAACCAUUAAUAUCACUUCCUCCCUAAGGUUUUAUGCAAGGGCAACAAUGCAGUAAUAUACGGCUAUGCUUAAAGUACCAAAAAAAGAUUACAAAAGACUCUUUGUGCAGAUAUUAUUUGUUGAUUUUUUUAUCUCAUCAGUAGACAUUAUUUACUCUGUGCACAUGGAUGCACAAUAUAGGCCCCCUGGAAAGACAAAACUGACUUCUGUAGUGCUAGGCAAAUGCAGAACAAGCUCCUUUUAUUUCCUAGAUGUGAGUUUCCUAAAAGUUUUAGCCGUGUGUAAGUAUAUCCAAUAUUUUUGUGUGUUUUGAAAUAUAUUGACUGUCCUAAUAAAGAAUCUUAACAUAGACAUCCCUUUGAUUCUUUACAUUUAGUGGAUACUGCUUGAAGCCACGAGAGGGCGAACGUACAGCAAUGAUCUGACCUGGUGCUGUGUGUUAGCUGUUCUUCAACACAAUAAUGACGCCUGAGCCGAGUUUUGUGAUCUAAUAUAAUGUUUUUAUGUCCGUGUGCUGUUGAUUCACUUUUAUCCUUAAUUAGAUUUAUGCUCUUGCACAGGCUAUAUUGAAAAAAAAAAUAAUAAUAAUACAGUUAAACCCGGGAUAUAUAUUUUAGUCGCGUACAAGGAUAUCUUUCUCUGCAUAGUUGGGGAGACAAUUUCAGUGAACAUCUGCCAUAUAUAUUGUGAACAUCUAUAUAUAUAUUUAACAGUUUCCCGGUAGACGGCAGACUUGCAUGCAAUGAUAAAACUAACUAAAUAAUAAUAAUAAUGAUAAUAAUAAUAAUAAUAAUGAAAUACUCCUAUGGAUUCUAGCAUAACGUAGCUGCAGUCCACUACUUAUUUAGCAAAUGAUUAAACUGUACGCAUCUCUACAGCAUCUUCUUAUUAAUCGUAGGUCUUUUUAAAUAAUUAUUAUAAUCUAUUUAAGGGUGAUUCUACAAAUUAAAUGAACGAAACCGUUCUCGAAGAAUUGUAGUGUAAUUGUAUUUACCUUUAAAUACAUAGCAGAGAUAAAUCAUGCAUUUCGUAUAGUAUUAUAAUAGUUUGACGUGUAAUUGUGAAAGGUGUUUACUUACAAAUAUGAAAAUUGUGUACGUGCUUGUUGAUUAUGUCUGUUUUCAGAUGUCAAUCUGAUUCUGUAUUUUUCUUUAGUGAUUCAGAAAUUAUCUAGAAAAACUGACUGUGUGUACUAUUUUUGUACUAAUUUACGUAAGUGUAUCCAGGAAUCCGUGUGUGCUUGCAUUUUCUGCUUUGUUUAAAUUAUAUGAAGAAAUUGUACGUGAUUGUUUCUUAACAUGAAAUGAUUGUAUGUUAAGAUUUCUAUAUAAACAAGUUCAUAACUCCGUAUAGAUAUUUUUUUCUAUUUGAUUAUUUUGUGUAUAUAAAUACAAUAUUAUUCCUUGUGACAAUGGAUCAUACACCUGUACCAAAAAAACACACUGCCGAUGAUUUAUUCAACGGCAAAGACAGCAUUUUAUUCUGCGUGCGCAUUUGCAUUGUAUCAAGUUCUAAAGCAGCAAAGCACAGAUACUUUGUUAACAUUUGUAAAUGCUGUUUAAUUCUGCACACGUAUUUGCAUAUUUAGUUACAUUUUGAUAAUGUUGCAUAUAAGAUGUUAGUGCUGCAUAAAGAUGUAUUUUAAAAGCAAAGUGUAAAUGCGUUUAAGAUACACGAUCAUAUAAAUGUAUUUAUUCAAAUAAAAACUCUUCACUCUGUACAUUUAAAAGAACUGCAUAAAUUACGAACAAUUCAUAAAAUGUCAUUUAAACCUGUGAUUUGCGCUAUGUAUUUUAAACAUAUAGCCUACCUCACAUCUUUAUAAUGAUAAGGUGAAUAAUAAUGUAAUGGAAAAUAUGUAUGGAUAACAUAUAAUAAAUAUAUGUCUGGCUAAAAUGAUUUAACAAGUGCAAAAUUUAUUUCAUUUAGUUUAGAAAAUAACAAACAUGGUAUUACAUGAAUUAGCAAAUAGUAUUCACACUGACAUUUUCUUUGCGUCCGAUGAAAAGUUCUAACUGCAGACAGGCCACAUCAGUUGUGUAGAUUAAAAUAUAGAUGAUAAAAAUCCCAAUUAGAAAAGUUGAAUCACAAUUUUGCCUUUCACCAUUAAUCCAGUAAUGCAGUCUGCGGUGUUUAGGCCCACGUCCGCCGCCUCAUUUUCUUCUGCAUUGUCCUCUGCUUUUUGCAAAGGGAAACUGUAAACUACCAGAAAUUCCUUCUGUUGUGUCUGCCGACAUUUCUUGUCUUGACCUUGAAUUGGAGUUAAAAAGAGUACAAAAUAGAUGACAAUAGUCAUUUAAUUUCCCUGUUCUCGCUCUUUGUUUCACAGUUUAGUCUGUAUUAGUCCAAUUUCGUCCCAUUUUGUCUUAAUUGUAUAUGUUAUUCUGAAAAUGCAUUUAACAAUGUUAUUUUGCCCGUCUUGGAACCAAUUUCAAGUCCUCGUUCUAGGUGUCGCUGUUGACCACGUCUAAAGCUCCAGAUCGCGUGUCAGCGCGUCCACGUGACGGGGAAGAGCCUGCGUCUCAAGGCCAUUUUCAAAUUUCAUUGGUGAGAGCGUCAUGUGCUUGCAGAGAGACUCUCUGGGUUAUACAGGGAUUGUUUUGCUAGAUAUGUCAACUUACAGAGGACACUUCUCAGCUUCUUAAAAAAAAAAAAAAAUCCAAAAUGUCCUUUCCCAACAGCUCUCCUGCUGCAAGCACGUUUUUGGUAGAUUCCUUGAUUGGGGCGUGCAGAACAGAUUUUUAUUCCAGCAGUAACAUGUACAUGCCAGCCACUGCAGAAAUGGGAACCUAUGGAAUGCAAACCUGUGGACUCCUUCCGUCUCUUGGCAAACGGGGGGAAAUAAACCACCAAAACAUGGGCAUGAACGUCCACUCGUAUAUACCUCAAACUGAUAACUGGGCAGAUCCAAGCAGGUCCUGUCGAUUAGAUCAACCGCUCAACCAGAUGUCCACCUGCACAUUUUCACAAAGCAUAAAAGAAGAAACGAACUGUUGUAUGUACUCCGACAAGAGAGCAAAGGUCAGUUCGUCCGAGAUACCCGCGUACUCCAACCUGAUUCCCGAAACGUGUUCCGUUGAUAGUCCCGAGAUUCCUGUGCCUGGAUAUUUUAGACUAAGUCAGACUUAUGCGACGGCGAAAAUCCUGGACUAUGACAGCGAGACGAUGAGCCCGAGCACUACGUUAAUGCAGCUGAACAGGGUGACUCCAAAGGCGCAGUCAGCGCCCUUUGUCGAGGUGGAAAAGAAGCUUCCGCACGAUCGGGACACAAGGAGCUCUUCCCCUGCGCAGACUCCGGAGCCCAAAGUCAGCACGCUGGAGGAGAAGAACUGCUCAACUGAGGCGUCUGUCUCCAGCCCUGAAAUGCCACACAGAGAUGGCAAAGAGUCUAAAAACGACACACCGACGAGCAACUGGUUAACCGCGAAGAGUGGACGGAAAAAAAGAUGUCCGUACACAAAGCACCAGACCUUGGAAUUAGAAAAAGAGUUUUUAUUCAACAUGUACCUGACUCGGGAGCGCCGUCUAGAGAUAAGCAAAAGCGUCAACCUCACUGACAGACAAGUGAAAAUCUGGUUCCAAAACCGCAGGAUGAAACUCAAGAAAAUGAGCAGAGAAAACCGUAUUCGUGAACUCACAUCCACUCUCACUUUUUCGUGAACGUGAACGUGCAAACAGGAGCAUUUCAAAAACUUACCUCCCGUUUCGGUCCAUCUGUGUUCUCUUGUAAAAUAUUGACAUGAGGGCAGUGUGCAUUGUUUUGGCUACUUUCACGUUCCAGUGUUGUGAUCGUUGCUAAAUCUUUACCAUUUGUUGCUACAUUUUUUAUUGCAUUUGAAAUGUGAAGCCUUGUGUAUUUCAAUAUGUUUCACAGGGUAUAAUAGUGGUGUUAGGUCUUAACUUAUAAUAAAAUAGAUUAUUAUCAUCAUCAUCAUCAUCAUCAUUAUUAUUAUUAUUAUUAUUAUUAUUAUUAUUAUUAUUAUUAUUAUUAUUAAGAUAGAAACAGGCUGUUCCGAGAUGUUUAAUUUCAGCGGGGACAGAGCAAAAAUGUCGCUGAAACCUUUGCGGCAAAAAAUUUAAAAUAAAUAAAAGUUAAAAAAAGGACAUUGAAAGCAAAUUUGAAAAUAAAGGUCACCCAUUUAUCUGAAAUGAUUAAAUAUAAAGGUUUCUGUAUAAUAGAUGUUUAAAUAUGUCUGUUUCAGUGCAUGUUUGUGGCAUGUGGUCAGUUGACAAUAAAUUCAUAAUAUGUCAUAA